UCAAUACUGUGGCGAGUAUUGCCUUCAAUGCAUUCUCGGAAGCCAUAAAAUGCAGUUAGCUUUGGGUCAUCAAACCACCGGCCGUUUUUGUGGGGGAAACAAACUCCUGGUUUUGUUCCUGUUUGCCACUCUACAAAUUUACUCGAUUGCGGCACAACGUUCCUGUUACCAAUGCGAGGGUAUCAAUUGCCUGCGCUCUACAUAUCAAAGUGUGGAAACCUGUUCGAAUGGUGUGGAUAUUUGUGCCACAGUCUAUGAUGGAUCAACAAUUCAAGCUCAAGGUUGCUUGGGAAAUCUAGCAAAACAUUUACGCACCAAAUGUGAUUCGGAUGAUGCUGAUGACCUACCCGAGUGCCACAAGUGUAAUGAAAAUCUUUGCAACAAAUGGGCAGCCUAUGUAUUCGAAUGCGUUCAAUGUGAUUCGAGUUCGGACUCUAAAUGUUCCAACAAUGUAGAUGCUUUGCAACCCACUCGCUGUCCCAUAAGUCGCACCGCGAACAUGUAUUGUUUUGCUACCAAGGAUGGUAGUCGUGUAGUACGUGGUUGUACCUCAACAUUGGAAGAACAGAGGGCUUGUUUGGCUUCCGACAAAUGUGAGAUGUGUGAUCCAAGUGAAUUGGGUGCUUGUAAUGGCGUAAGAGCCGAUGGUGGUGAUGGCGGUGGUGAUGGCGGUGGUGGAAAUAACAAUAGUACCUCUGUGCCACCAACGGAAAAGCCCCAGCCCAGUGCUGGACCAACAAUAGAAUUUAGCAUAGCUAGUUGCUGGGUCAUUCUCGUCGCUUAUCUUUGCAAGUUGUUGUAAUUGAAAAAUAUGUAAUAUUAAUAUAUUAUAUUUGGGCAUUGUUCAGUAGAGCUCGGCUUUUCAUAUGUUUUAUUUUUUUUCGAAAAUUAAAAUAUUAAAAUUUUUUUAAAUGAAAACUUGGAAUAAAAAAUAUAGCCCUACUAUUCUAUAUUU
Molecule: messenger RNA, 955 nt
Organism: Musca domestica (house fly)
Lineage: Eukaryota; Metazoa; Arthropoda; Insecta; Diptera; Muscidae
Exons: 3
Coding region: 50-802 (250 amino acids)
Source: RefSeq, a predicted model, not a curated record